Striga hermonthica is the source of this 2880-nucleotide messenger RNA. The record is from the annotation of a GenBank genome assembly. NCBI's taxonomy places the organism in Eukaryota, Viridiplantae, Streptophyta, Magnoliopsida, Lamiales, Orobanchaceae.
AUGAACUCUCGGGGAUUUUCUCCUUCAUCCUUCUUUUCUGAGGAGGUGUGUUUGUCUAAUGAGAGACAGGUUGGUGUAAGGAAGACAGACUUCAUGACUAGUUACUCUGAUCUAAAUCCAGUUGGAAUUCUAAGAACAGACGUUGUUGCUUCGUCACCUCUCGAAAGUCAAAUCCUAGUGGAUUCACAAAUGGCAAAGGGUUUUAUUCAUCCUGACUUUUAUCUCAAUCGUAGUCGAGAUGCUAAUUUGUUAGGGAAACAUAUUGUCGCAGCAGAAAGAGCCGCUAGUCAUUCCUUGCCAUGUGAUGUUGACCGUGAUCUAGGUUCUAGAACUAAUUUGAAUGUGGACUCUGGUUCAUAUUUUUUCAAUGCAGAUAAAGCAAAUUUGAUGGGCGCUCAGUAUGAAAAUGGUCUUUUUUCUAGUUCUCUGUCAGAUAUAUUUAAUAGAAAAUUAAAAAUAUCUCCAAAUAACGCUACAUAUAGUCAUGCUGCUGGUGGUGGUGGUGUUGCUGCUGCUGCUUUUCCCGUAAGUUAUGAGGAAGGAGAGGCUUUUGAGUCGCUUGAAGAACUUGAGGCUCAAACUAUUGGCAAUCUUCUCCCUGAUGAUGAUGACUUGCUUUCUGGCGUGACCGAUGGGUUUAAUAACUCCACUCGACCUGAUAAUGGGGAAUAUAUGGAAGAUCUAGACUUGUUUAGCAGUGUUGGAGGACUGGAACUUGGAGAGGAUGGCUUUUCUCAAAGGAAGUCUCAACUUAGUGAUGUAAAUUCUAGUAAUCAACCGGUAAUAUCUGGGAGUGCCAACGGCGGGGAACACCCUUAUGAUGAGCAACCCUCGAGAACACUCUUUGUUAGAAAUAUAAGUAGCACCAUUGAAGAUUCUGAGGUGCGAACAAUUUUUGAGCAAUUUGGAGAUAUCCGCACCUUGUACACUGCAUGCAAGCACAGGGGGUUUGUUAUUGUCUCCUAUUAUGAUUUAAGAGCAGCUCGUAAUGCAAUGAAAGCGCUCCAAAAUAAACCAUUAAGGCGUAGGAAGAUUGAUAUACAUUUCUCAAUUCCCAAGGAGAAUCCUUCAGAUAGAGACAUAAAUCAGGGCACUCUUAUGGUUUUCAACCUUGAUUCUUCUGUUUCAAACAAUGAACUCCGUGAGAUUUUUGGUGUCUAUGGCGAUAUCAAGGAGAUUCGUGAUUCUCCACAUAUGUUACACCACAAAUUUAUAGAGUUUUACGAUGUCCGAGCUGCAGAAUCUGCACUUUCUGCUCUGAACAGAAGUGAUAUUGCUGGAAAACAGAUUAAGCUUGAACCUGGCCAUCCAGGUGGCACCAAAAGAUUCAUGCAGCCUUGUUCUUCAGAGUUGGAACAGGAAGAGUGUGGUCUUCUUUUGCAACAGAACAACUCUACUAAUAACUUUGCAGCAGGGUUUUCUGGUAAUUUUCUUGUACAUUUAUUUGGGGGGAGUGCACCCACUACAGAUCAUGGAACAAUCCUUGGCCCUUUUUCAACGAAUGGAGGCCCUAUUAGUCGUCCGCUCCUGGAUAAUGUGCUGCACCCUGAGGUAUCUUCUAGUGUAAGUAACAGCUUACCAUCGCCAAUAAGAGUUGAACCUGGAAAUCAACUCAGUAUAACUGAGUCAAACCACUUACGGAGCCACCUGAAUUUUGAGCUCCAGGGGAAAGCAAAUCUUCAUCCUCAUUCACUUCCUGAAUAUCAUGAUGGUUUAGCAACUGGUCCUCCUUUUGGUUCUCCAAGCAACAUUGCAGCAAAUAUUGGUACCCGACCACCGGAAAUGAUUGAUAAACAGCAGUUUUGUAGAGUUGGCUCCAAUGGGCAGUCGAUUGACUUAAAGGAAGCUUUUGGUUCCUCUAAUGGGAGCUGUCCUCCUCUUGGGCGUCAUUACAUGUGGAGUAAUUCACAUCAUCCACAGCAGCCUCAGCCGAUUUUGUGGCCUAGUUCACCAUCAUUUGUUAAUGGGAUUGGUGCUGCAGCUCAUCCUCAACAGAUGCAUACAGUUUCAAGAGCUCCAUCUCAUAUGCUGAAUUCACUUCUGCCUCUAAAUAACCAUCAUGUUGGGUCAGCACCUUCUGUCAAUCCUUCACUCUGGGACAGACGACAUGCUUAUGCUGGGGAGUCACCUGAUGCUACUGUAUUUCACCCAGGUUCUCUCGGGAACAUGAGAUAUUCUGGUAAUUCUCCGCAUCCACUCGAGUUUGUACCUCAUAACAUUUUUCCUCGAGCUGGUGGAAAUUGUAUGGAUAUGCCAAUCGCUUCCAAAAAUAUUGGAUUACAUCCUCAUCAGCAGAGGUGCAUGAUUUUCCCUGCAAGAGGGCAAAUGCUUCCUAUGAUGGGUUCAUUUGAUUCUCCUAGCGAACGGGCUAGAAGCCGCAGGAAUGAAGGCAACUCGAGUCAAGCUGACAACAAGAAACAGUUUGAGCUUGACAUAGACAGAAUUGCACGGGGAGAAGAUAAGCGGACUACCCUUAUGUUAAAGAACAUUCCCAACAAGUACACCUCAAAGAUGCUUUUAGCUGCCAUUGACGAACGUCACAGAGGAACUUAUGAUUUUAUUUACUUACCUAUUGAUUUUAAGGCAACCUUAUGUAUUUCUUUUGUUUGUCAGAACAAAUGCAAUGUGGGCUACGCAUUUAUAAACAUGACAGAUCCUUCCCUCAUAGUUCCCUUUUAUCAGACAUUUAACGGAAAGAAAUGGGAAAAAUUCAACAGUGAAAAAGUAGCAUCUUUGGCUUAUGCUCGAAUACAGGGAAAGAAUGCCCUCAUUGCACACUUCCAGAAUUCAAGCUUGAUGAAUGAAGACAAGAGGUGCCGUCCUAUACUGUUCCAUACAGACGGUCCUAAUGCUGGCGAUCAGGUCAGGGAACAACUUUGA